CAAGUACCGUUCCCUCUCGAACCAACCAUCGAGUCUCAGCUGUCACCACAGAACCACCGGAAGUAGAAGACAUCUACCAUAGUUCCCACCUCUGCAAUAGAAGUAUAGAAGAUAUCCCAUCAGAUCUUGACAACUAGCAUUGCCAAAGACACACAAGGACCUUAGGGACAACACAAGAGCCAACCGAUAACGAAAGAUUUAUCCCGCACCGAUAGGAUCUUCCAAUACAGUACCGUACUGUGCGAGCACUCGAAACACAAAACGGUUCGAUCGCCCAUAGAAACCAGGCAGCUCCUCCCUGUUGGCACACAGUCCCAUCCCAUUGCCAAUCCACUUGCGAAAACAAACCAGACACCCUUGAAGUUGCUCCCCCGCAACUGACCCGUCCCUCGAGCUAUCCUUCGAUGAACCGGUUCUCGAACCAUCCACUCCGAGUUUUGUUUGUUUUUGUUGGCUCUGUYAGCCGUCUUUCGAUACCCGUUGCGCCGCUCUGUUCCAGAACGGAUCCACCGUCCCUCUGUCCAUCCACCGAUUGAGCCCAGCGCCAYCCAACACAACACCGUUAUCGACCCCGGCAUUGCUCUUCCAGCUGGACACAAAUCCUCCACUAUGAGCAGCCUGUACUACCAGGAUCUACAGCACGAACAGCAGCAGCAACAGCAGCAUCGGCAACAACAGCAUCRACACCAGCACCAACAGCACCACUACCAGUACCACCCACAACACUCGCACCCGCACCCGCACUCCCACCCGCACCCACACCAAGAACCACACCAUCCACACUACGAAAGCCAGAACUACCCUUCUCACUAUCACUACCAGCACCCGGACCACCAACGGUACCCACACGAACCAAUCCGAUCGCACCACUCGCACCGAACCCAAGAGAACGCCCCCUCGCCGGAUCAGGACUACGAUCCGCACCACUCCCACCCGCACCAACUCCACAGCAAUGCGUGUUCGCACCGGCAGACGUCUCCCCACAGUGCCUCCAGCCGCGGAAGCAGAAGCUCGGACGUCUCUCCGUACCUGGAAAGCCGGGAAGCCCUUCUCGACGCCCUCGCCGCGAAGAUCUCUCUCGAGUCCAAGAACUAUUGCCUGGACAGCUACUUUCCACCGGAGGUAGACCGGCCCGGCUGCGGGCUUCCCCGCCAGCAGAACGUCAUCCACGCCGCCUGGAGGGAAAAGAUCUGCCAGUGGUCCUACAACGUUGUGGACCACUACAAGCUGCCGAGGGAAAUCGUUUCCAUCUCGAUCAACUACUUUGAUCGCUUCAUGGCGACCCUGAGCACGGCGGAAGAAGACAGCGCCAUGGGCAACAUCAACGGCAACAUCAACGCCAACAGCAAGAACAAGGCCAAGGAYACCAAGACCGACGGCAAGACGAAAUCGGGAGAUCUGGCGCUGCUCGCUUCUCUGGGCACGCUGCAUCUCGCUACCAAGGUGCAUCUCACGAACCACAACGACUACGACCCGGAAAUGGGGCCCCUAGAAAGCCAGCACUACAAGAUUCCCACCCUGCUGAGCCUAGCGACGCUCUCUAGGGGACAGUUCGGUCCCGACUCGAUCCUGGAGAUGGAAAAGCAACUCCUCGGGGCACUGGAGUGGAAGCUUCACCCCCCGACUCUCUUUGCCCUGAUAAACAUGCUGCUAGAGCUGAUUCCAACAACGCGAGAGGAUCCCAUCGAGGGCAUCAAGAAGAGCAUCCGCGACGAUCUCUUUGAGGCCGCCAUGUACCUGGCCGAGCUCUCCGUCUGCGAUGUCUUUUUCGUGGAGCAUCAGGUUCCCUCGAGCACGAUUGCCCUGGCGGCCAUUUGCACCGCCAUGGACUCCCUGAGCAGCGCGAUGGAAACCUCGAUGAUGGCCGGCUUUGACGCGAGUCACCUGAGGGGGAGCGGCUGCUUCUCGGACCACCACAGGCGCGUCUUUCUCGAGACGUGCUCGGAUCGCCUCGGCCUCGGGGCCCGAAACUCCCACGACCGAGCCCUCUUUCGAAAAACCAUGGAGCGUCUCUUGGCCAUCCAAAAGGGAGCCGAAGACGCCGGCCACCUCAGCCACAUGGAGGAGGCGGAGGUGGAAUCCGACGUCAACAGCCCCACGAAUCCCCACGACGAGAUCCAGCAGCGCUGCCGAUCAAACUCGUACAACCCCCCCACCAGCCCCGCGAGCAUUGCCGACAUGAGCAUGUCGACGAUUAACUCGUGCAUUCACUCCAUGGCCGAAACCACCCUUGGGGACCGGGAGACCGCCAGCCUCAAGCGGGGGGACAGCAUGGCCAACUCGAGCAUCCCGACGCGUAACGAGUCCAUGGUGUCCUCGAUCGACUGUCAGAGCCAGAGCGUCCACACGCAAAAGAGCGCGCAGGGGGCGAGGACGGCAAGCAACGGCGGGAGGGACACGCCCGAUUGCGGCGACACGAGCAACAGCAGCUGCAACAACUCGAACAACUUUCGGUACUCGCCCUCUCCCAAGAGCGACGACGGCGACGACGACGACGACGACGGGUUCCGCAAGAACCGCGGGGAGGAUCCCCGCGUUGCCGACUUUCGGCGCCGGGUCGAGGCCUCGCUGGUGGUUUCCGGCAGCGGCCGGAGCGACCACCUCCACGGCGAGAUCUACUACCAUCCCUCGGGGGGCGACAGCGGGUCGCAGCMGGGGAGGGAGGGCCACUUUGGCAGCAACAGCGGCRCGGCCAUGAUGUCGUGCUCUCCCAUUGUCGCGCUUCGCUAGCGAGCGAGCGAUCCGGGCAGGUGUCGGCAGCAGCGAACUUUCCAGCCACGAAAGACUAGGUGGCUGCCAACGAACCCCGGGAGACCAAAAGCGAAGAACGAGCGAGCGAACAAAACAGAACAGAACAGAACAGAACAGAACCAAAGCCAACGAAGAAACAGAAAGGGGGCGACGCCGUCCAACAGAGGCCACACAUGGGCCUCUUCCCGGCUCGCUCCUUUCCCCCCGGGGCCGAACCGUAUACUUCACGAAGUGCAUGCGCUAUAUUAUACACAUAUUCUAUUGUUCUAUGGCGGCACAUUUYGACAACUCUACAACUAUUGAUACUAUUUUCUGCGCGAACACUAUACCAAGAAAAAGAAACAAACCAGCGACGCUAUCACAACUUGCUUGCUACACUAUACAGUACUACAACACACGGCAAGCUAUGGGCGAACGACCACGAAUCGUCACUUUUUCCGAUGCACGGAUUCUAUAAAUUCAUAAACCAACCAAUGCCAACGGAUGCCGAGUCCUGCCCUGCAUCCAUUUUGUGACGCAACGAUAUUCUUGCGGUGGCACAGGGUAGGAAGAAAGAGAUAGCACAGUA
This is a messenger RNA of Pseudo-nitzschia multistriata, 3319 nucleotides long. NCBI's taxonomy places the organism in Eukaryota, Bacillariophyta, Bacillariophyceae, Bacillariales, Bacillariaceae. The record is from the annotation of a GenBank genome assembly.